This is a messenger RNA of Paralichthys olivaceus (Japanese flounder), 999 nucleotides long. The record is from RefSeq and is a predicted model, not a curated record. NCBI's taxonomy places the organism in Eukaryota, Metazoa, Chordata, Actinopteri, Pleuronectiformes, Paralichthyidae.
AUGCCGAUCGGCCCAUCGCUGGAGGGUUACAGUUUGCAGGAGCGAGUUGACGGGGCCGAACAAGCGCCGACGGACGCCAUUCACCCACACUGCGCCCUGGUGGUUCAGCACAUGAGAGCUGAGGAACAGUGCAACCAGAUCCUGAAGCAGGAGCAGAAGAACCGCUCCACCAGGACAGGUUGUCCAACAGUUUGGGACGACAUCCGGUGCUGGUCCAGAGCUGAGGUGGGACAGGUGGUCAGCGUCUCGUGUACCAACGUGUCCCAGCUGUUUGCAGAUAAUAAAGGUUUCAUCUACAGGAACUGCACCGAGGACGGCUGGUCUGAGGCUUAUCCUCCCUACGAGAACGCCUGUGAGUUUGCAGAGUAUGAGGAGACGGAACCUAAGACGUCGUACUUCUCCACCUUCAAGCAGGUUUACACUACAGGAUACGCCACCUCCCUCAUCUCUCUCAUUUCUGCUAUUUUUGUCUUCACCGUGUUCAGGAAGUUCCACUGCACCAGAAACUACAUCCACAUCAACCUGUUCUUCUCCUUCAUCCUGAGAGCCAGCGCCGUCUUCAUUAAAGACGGCAUCCUGUUUUCUGAUGAAAACCUGGACCACUGCUUCAUGUCGACUACGUCCUGUAAAUCAGCCGUGGCCUUCUUCCAGUUCAGCAUCCUUGCAAACUACUUCUGGCUGCUGGUGGAGGGCAUGUACCUGCAGACGCUGCUCGCCCUCACCUUCAGCUUCCAGAAGAAAUACUUCUGGUGGUACAUCCUCAUCGGCUGGGGUCUCCCAACGACAAUCAUAUCGGCCUGGAUCCUCUCUCGUAAUUUCUACGAUAACAGAGGGUGCUGGGACGACACAGACGUGGACUUUAUCUGGUGGAUCAUAAAAGCUCCAAUAACUGCUUCGCUGCUGGUGAACUUUGUCAUCUUCAUCAACGUGAUCCGUAUCCUGGUGCAGAAGCUGAGGUCUCCUGGUGUCGGGGGAAACGACACCAGUCACUUCAAGUGA